CCAUACUAUUCCCCAGACCUGUUAUCAUUUCGGAAUUCGUCGCCAGUUUUGCCUUGUUUUAUUUAAAUUUUCGGGCUCGCCUUUCGAACCCAGGUGACCCCGCAGGACAUGCCCGAUGACACGCAGGACGCCAAGGCGCAGAAGCUGGCCGCGGCGAGGAAAAAGCUGAAGGAGUACCAGCAGCGCGCCAGCAACAACAAUGGCCACCCGGGGCCGGAGGAGCCGGUGGCCACCGCCACGCAGUCGCACUCGUCCACGGUCAGCAUAGCCAGUAAUCUUUCCGAGCGCUCCGACAGCGAGAUAAAUGUGAACGGCGGAGGAGCCGGUGGGCUCCAGCAGCAGGAACAGUCGAUCCAGCCCACAGUCGCCUCCUAUUUCGCCCACACUGAACCGGAACAUAAUGGCGCACUAGCUGCUGAUCCCUCCAAUCUGCAGGCCAUCCAGGUGAUCAUCGCCGAGAAGGCCCAGCUCAAUGCGGAGCUCACAAAGGUUCGUCUGGCCUGCCGGGAACGCGAACUGGAGCUGGAGGAGCUACGCACGCUGAAGGAUCAGCAUCAGCAGCGUCUGGAGCAACUGCAGCAGCACUACCAGGAUCAGCAGUCGACGGGCGAGCAGCAGCGGCAGCAGUUCGCGCAGCUGCAGGCUCAGCUGCAGCAGUCGCAGGCACAAAUCAAGGACCAAAAGUCGCAUCUUAACGAACUGGAGGCUCAGCUGAAGCAGAGUAACCUUCGCCAGGAGGAACUGCAGCAACAGCUCUCCCACAAAUCAAACGAACUGGAGAUGGCCCAGUUGAAGCUGCGACAACUUUCCGACGAGUCCAGCGUUAGCACCGAUAACCGAGUGGAGUCGCUGGUGCAGACCCAAUACAUGUACGAGCAGCAGAUCCGCGACCUCCAGGCCAUGGUGGGUCAACUAACCCACGACAAGGAGCAGGCAGCAGGGCAAUACCAGAAUUAUGUACAGCAUCAGAGCGGAGAAAUUGCCAAGCUCAACGAACGAAACUCGGAACUAGCCGAGGAGCUCAACUCGUUGAGGGAGCGGGAACGACAGCUGGUGGAGCAUGUUGGAGGUCUAGAGCGCGAUAUACAGAAGAACCUUAGCCUGCAGGCUCAGUUUAAAGAGGCCAACCAGGAGCAGCCGCCUAAGGAAGAGGCAAGCGAUCAGAACGCCUUAAAAGAAGAACUGGCUGCCCUGAAAGAGCGCCUCGCUGACUUCGAUUUUGAGCGCCACGAAUUCCAGCUGAAGAUCAAGUCGCAGGACGACCAGCUGCAAAUGAAGGAGUCGGCUCUGGCCGAGUUGGAGCAGCAGCUGGAUCGCUUACAGGCCGAGCAACCGGAUCAGACCAAGCUGCUGGCCACCAUGGAGUCGGACAAAGUGGCCGCCUCGCGAGCCCUAACCCAGAACGUGGAAAUGAAGAACCAAUUGGACGAGCUGCAGCAGCGUUUUGUCCAACUGACGAACGACAAGGCCGAGCUGGUCAUCCGAUUGGACGCCGAGGAGUUUGCCAACCGCGAGAUCCGCCAGAACUACACCAGCAUGGAGCAGAAGCUGCACACCAAUGAGGAGCGCUUUAAGUUCAAGGAUGAGGAGAUGAUUCGUUUGUCUCACGAGAACGUGGAGCUCCAGCGCCAGCAGUUGAUGAUGCAGCAGCAGCUGGACCGCCUGAGGCACUAUGAGGCCAAGGCAUAUCAUAGCCAAGAGGGAAAAGAAAGAGAAGACGGAGGAGAUGGCCUGCGAAAUGAAGCUACGGAAACUAAGGAUCAUGAUCAUGAUCAUUCACACGAUCAUUCUCAUGAUCAUUCUCAUGAUCACCCACAUGAUCAUUCGCACAACCACUCACAUGAGCAUUCCCACGAUAAUUGUCAUGAUCAUGACCACGAUCAUUCACAUGGACAUGGCCAGGAUCAUUCCCACGAUCAUCCGCAUGAUCAUGUCCACAAUCACGACGGCGACAGACCGGCAGCUAAAACUCUGCCCACCGCUGAGGCCGUGGAACGCCUACAAUCGCGCUUCACCACGCUGAUCAGUCAGGUUGCCGACCUGACGGAGGAGAAACACAGCCUGGAGCACCUGGUGCUGCAGCUGCAGAGCGAGACCGAGACCAUUGGCGAGUACAUUGCCCUCUACCAAACACAGCGGCGCAUGCUGAAACAGCGCGAGUACGAGAAGGCCGCCCAGAUGCGACUUUUGCAAGCGGAGCGGGAGCAGUUGCGCGAGAAGAUUGAGGCGCUAAACAAGCUGGUGGUCAGUCUGGGGGUGGAGCUCCCUGCAGAUCCCAGCCAGGCGCAGCAAGCAGAAGCGGCCACAAAUAACGAGCAGGCGCCUAGCGAGGGCGAGAACUCCCAGCAGAUCAUCAACAAGAUACAGGACAUCAUCAGCGAGAUCAAGGAGAACACGGAGCAGCCGACCCACAACCAUGCAGGCGACCAUCUCAACUGCUGCCUGGGCAAGUUCGAGGUGGUCUAGAAGAUCGAACCUGUAGCUUGCUCGCCAAGUGCAAUUAUCGUCUGCUUACGUAAAAUCAUUAACCUUUUGCUACUGUAUUUAAUUGUAAUUGUACUUUGGUCCCCGGAGUCUUUUGUAUAUGUUUCCAACGAUGUGUCCGAAUAAACCUAGUUUGCAACUAAGACGAAUCUUAGCCCCGAAACUGUAUUACAAACCAA
Molecule: messenger RNA, 2663 nt
Organism: Drosophila subpulchrella
Lineage: Eukaryota; Metazoa; Arthropoda; Insecta; Diptera; Drosophilidae
Product: golgin subfamily A member 2
Exons: 4
Coding region: 109-2466 (785 amino acids)
Biological process (GO): Golgi organization
Cellular component (GO): Golgi cisterna membrane; Golgi cis cisterna; cis-Golgi network
Source: RefSeq, a predicted model, not a curated record